AUGACGGACAUUUCGGGAAACAUGUUGCGAAAAUAUGGAAAAGCUAACAUCACGUUCGAACUCACUAAGAACAUCAAAAUUUCACAUGAAUUUAUUAUUUGCGGAUCAGUUUUAAACUUUGACGCAGACGGUUUGCUUGGGCUGAAUUUCUUCGAAAAAUUCCAGCCACGUUUAGAUUUUAAGGAGGAAGUAUUAGAAUUAAAAGGUGUUAGGUUACCCUUGGAAACGUUUGAAGGGACAGGACCCAACUUGAGGUGUAACGAGGAGUUGAGGCCCUUUAUGGUUGAGCACUUACAAGAGUACGAGCGAGAGAAGUUGUAUUACGUUUUGGAAGAGUAUCCGGAUCUCUUCGCAGUAGGAACGGCUCAGCUCAAUGUUACGAACCUGGUGAAACAUAAGAUAAACACUGAUGACAGCCCACCAAUAGCAAAACCACCGUAUCGCGUACCGUUUGCUCGUAAGCAAGUCAGGCAAAAUUGUAUCCAGGAAAUGUUAGAUAACGUCAUAAUCAGACGAAUUAGGGAAGGUAGUCCCGGACUUGUCCCGGAUUCCGGAGGUUCGAGAGUCACCACUCCCAAAGUCUGGAAACCACGGGGCAGACUUAGAGACUACAGCUCAUGCACCACCGACAACAGAAACAAACCAUACAGUAGCGCAUGA
Molecule: messenger RNA, 660 nt
Organism: Tribolium castaneum (red flour beetle)
Lineage: Eukaryota; Metazoa; Arthropoda; Insecta; Coleoptera; Tenebrionidae
Exons: 3
Coding region: 1-660 (219 amino acids)
Source: RefSeq, a predicted model, not a curated record